Astrephomene gubernaculifera is the source of this 2033-nucleotide messenger RNA. The record is from the annotation of a GenBank genome assembly. NCBI's taxonomy places the organism in Eukaryota, Viridiplantae, Chlorophyta, Chlorophyceae, Chlamydomonadales, Astrephomenaceae.
GUGUGCAGUGUUCGGGGAUAUUGCUUGCUAACAAAAAUGGCCUUCGCUCAGCAAACAGUAUUCCGCACUGGCGCACGACCUCGCUGCAUCCGCACAAAUGCGACUGCAAAGCAAGUUGUCACAGCAGCUCCUGCGCGCAUUGUUGUGAAGGGCACGGGGGCCUACACGGUGAAGGGGACGACACGAAAAGUCAAUGAGGACCGCUACGAUGUUAAGAUCGCUGCUCCAGGCGAUGUGGGCGAGCCGUUCGCUUGGGCAGGUGUCUACGAUGGCCACGGCGGCUUCGCGGUCGCUGAGUGGCUGAAGAACAAGCUGUUCGGGGUGGUGGAGAAGGAGUGGGCAAACGGCUACAAGCCCGAGUUCUCCAUCACCGAGGCCUUCCUAGCGGCCGACCGCCAGCUGCUCUCCGCCGGCUCCGGAUUCCUGGGCAUGGGCGAGCGCGGCGUGGGCGGCUCCAAGUGCGGCGCCACCGCCGCCACCGCGCUGCUCUUCCCCGCGCCCGACGCCACCACCCGCCUCCUCACAGCCAACGUGGGCGACGCGCGCAACGUCCUCAUCCGCGGCGGCCAACCGCUUCAACUGUCGGAGGACCACGUGCCCGACCGCGAGGAGGAACGCGCGCGCAUCGAGAGCAUGAACCCCAACCGCAAGCUGCCGCUGGUGCGCUACGUGGGCGGCACGUGGCGUGUGGGCGGGCUGCUGGCGCUGAGCCGCGCGUUCGGGGACGCGUACAUGAAGGGCUCGCUGCAGUUCGAGGGGCUGCCGGCGGGCAGUGACGGGUACAGCAGCGGUUUCGGAGUGAUUGCGGAGCCGUACACCACGCUGACGCCGCUGACGGCCGAGGACAGCUGGCUGGUGGUUGCCAGCGACGGGCUGUUCUCUGAGGAGGCUCGCGGCGGGGGCGGCGGGCUGGACAACGCGGGGCUGGCGGAGGUGCUGGCUGCGGUGCGGCCGGGGGCGGACCUGGACGCAGUGGCGGCGGCGCUGGGGGCGGCGGCGGUCAAGGUUGGUUCCACGGACGAUGUGACGGUGGUGGUGAUGCGGCUGGGGACCGCAUGAGGGGGGAAGGGGGCGGAAGGAGGAGGAGGAGGGGGGCGGGAGGAGGAGUAUCCGAGUUGAGGGGAGAAGUGUUUUAAUAGGUGAAACAACGAGUCCCAAUCAAUGAGGGGAGCAGUAGAGAGGUGCUGGUGCAGGCUAGGGAUGCGGGCAAGCAGGAGCGCCGAGUAGGAGGCUGCUUAUGAGGAUAUGAGAGGGAGUCUGCAUGGUAAGGAGCGACAGGGAGAAGGAGGAGAGGGCGUGAAGCGGAGCGGAGCGGCAGCAGUUGAGGGCCGGAGAGGGCCAGCAGUCGGAGUUGCAAAUCGAACCCACCCAGGCACGUUUCCUUGGUGUCAUGACGAGUCGAGUACCGGUGCAUUGCGGGAGCUAAGCGAGCUGGGAGAAACGUAAUGCGUACUUUACCUGGGGACCUAUGAGUGUGCAAGUGCCGUACUGGUGAGCACUAGACACGGUGUAAAGGAGUGGAAAGGGACGAGUGCCGUGUUGAGGCUUGUUUGACCAUUUCGUCUUGUGGCUUAAUACGGAUACAGAUUACGGUAACGCGGGGGGUUUCAGCCAGGUGGCGACGUGGCUCGACGAGGGCUAGCGGUACUUAGGCUGGUUAGGCAUGCUACAAGUGUGAGCGUGUCCAAAAGUGGGAAGCAGUUGCUCUUGGCCACAGUGUAGCAAAGAGGAGUGUGUGUUUGUGGUACCGGCGCACGAUGUGUUAAGGUGCGCCGGCCUCGUCUCAGGAGACAUCACAUGGUGACAUCCUCAAAACUCAUGGCAGACAAGGCUAUAAGCGGCAUGGCGGCUGAGGCUUCCUGCACUGGUAUCGUCCUAAGCCUCCUCGCCAGUAUGUUUUGGUAAGCAGUGAGCAUUGGUGACUAUUAUGGGCGAAGCAUCUAGCUAGCGGGGAUGGACCAAGAGAUAUAACAGCACGUUCCCCUGCGUUGGGCUCUCGCACACCUUUAGGCCGUGCUGUAAACGAUACCCAC